AUGUUGCUCCUCUCACUGGUCUUGUUGUUCAAUGCGGCCAGUGCCGCCCGGCCCAUGGAAAACCUCGGCCGUGGUGUCGUUGCUCUCCGUGCAAGUGGAGGCGUCUUUGUCUCUUGGCGACUGCUUGGUCUUGAUCCAAGCGGUAUUGGUUUCAAUCUGUAUCGAAAGGCUGGUUCAAGUGCGGCUGUCAAGGUCAAUUCUGCUGUGUUGACUGGUGGUACGAAUUACCUCGACACUGCUGCCGAUAUAGGACAGCAGAAUGAGUACUACGGUAUGAAGCUAUCCUCUCAAUGAGUCGCCAACACUGUUAUGCUAACGGAGCGCAGUCCGCCCUGUUGUCAAUGGAGCCGAGCAGCCCGCGAGUGGGAGCUUCAGGUUGAAGGCCAACAGCGCUGAAGAGCCCGUCUUCCGUGUGCCUCUUCGAGCAGGCAACUCAAUCAAGUUUGUCUGGGUCGGCGACCUCAACGGCGAUGGCGAAUACGAUUACGUUAUCGAUCGUCAGGGCAAUCCGCAGACCAUUGAGGCGUACUUGAACGAUGGAACAUUCCUGUGGUCUGUGAACCUCGGGCCAAACAGCGCCAAUCAAAACAACAUUGAGCCCGGCUCAUCGACAAUCGACGUCGGAAACUGGGAUGGUGUCACUGUCUACGACUUCGACAACGAUGGCAUCGCCGAGGUGGCCAUCAAGAUUGCCAAUGGUGUAGUCUUUGGUGACGGCACUACCUGGUCCAAUUCGGACAACAACAAGCAGUGGAUCGCCUUCUUGAACGGACAGACGGGCGCUUUGCGAGCUUAUGUUGCCCUGCCACGAGACUACGCCGCCGACGGGCCGCUCGCAGCGCGGUUUGGCGUUGGUGUGCUUGACGGAACGACGCCGCAUCUCGUGGCGUUUAUGAAGAACAGGCAGGACGGUGGCGCAUUCAAUCUCAUCGAGUGUGCCUAUACCUUCAAAGGCUCCAACGCCGUGCAGAAGUGGUGCUGGAAGCGCGACUCUCAGAACGCACCGGAUGGACACAACACAAGAAUCAUCGACGUGGAUGCCAACGGCUCGGAUGAAGUUGUCGAGAUCGGCUAUUGCCUGAAUGGCGACGGGUCUCUGCGCUACUCGCUUGGCCCCUCUGGCAUCAUUCACGGCGAUCGCUUCCAUGUCGCCAAGAUAGAUCCGUCGCGAGCAGGCCUUCAGGGCUACGGCGUGCAGCAGGACCAUCCUGACUUUCUUUACGAGUAUUACUACGACGCCCGUGACGGGAAGAUCCUAUGGAAGCACUUUGGCUCGAGUGCCUCUGAUGUCGGCCGUGGCAUGGCUGGUGACAUUGAUCCGCGAAGCGCUGGCAUGGAGACGGUACGUUCAUUUUCUUACUCAUGUUAUCAGAUAAUUCAUUCCUAACAGAGCACAGUGGUCCUUCAGCGGCGUGUACAAUGCCCCCUCGAACAAGCUCGCGGAACCAGACACAUCCAAGGCGCCCUGGCCCUCCCUGGGUCUCUGGUGGGACGGCGACACGCUCCUCGAGUUCUACAACGAUGGCAAGAUCGAGAAGUGGGACUGGCUCAAGCCGAGCGCUUCCAACAGCCUGCCUCGCAUCGAGAGCAUCUGGAACUACGGCGCCACCAGCUCCAACGGCGUUUACCCCCAGAUGAUUGGCGACAUCAUUGGCGACUGGCGCGAGGAGGUCAUCCUGACCAACUCGGACUACUCGCAGCUCGUCAUCUUCUCGACGGAUAUCCCCACAAGCACCAGGUUGUACACGCUGCCGCAUAAUCCGGCGUACAGGAACUGCAUGACGCUCAAGGGCUACCAGCAGUCGAACCACGUUGAUUACUUUAUGGGUUCGGGCAUGAGUACACCGCCACCGCCGAAUAUUUACUAUGUUUAAAUCAAAUAGCGAAGCGCUGCUUCCAUUCAUCGUAGUGAACCAUAGUUCGAAUAGCAAGUUUUAAGUGGUGUACUGGGUCAAACAGUCAACAUUGAAUGCAAUCAUGUAAUCCUUCAGCAAUAGUAUUGUAGCUAGGGCUAAAAUAACUCCAUCCGCUGCAACUCAACCUUAAAUACAACCUUACUUAGAAAUCAUAGUGAACAAAAAUUUAGCUUAAUAUUAAACAACUUUAGUCAAAAUUGUAAACUAAUGAGGUCAUUAUGAUACUGGCUGCUCCCCUAGAGCAUUGAGGGUGGCAAUGUCUAGUUAGGAGAGCAUCAGUCCGCUCAUGCUCGCGAUGGCAACAAUGCAUGUAAGUAUUCAGCCAAUCACUCAAGUUCAAUAUUAAUCAACUUCUGUUCCUAAAGAUCUGGGUUAUGGGAGGGAAGGUAAUACCAUUGGCGGCGUCACGCCAAGCUUUUACAGGCAUCCAUCAAGACAGGGAAUACAGAUCGCAGUAUAGCAUGCUUGGAGUGACAGCUAAGAAGACGAUGGAAAUCCUCCAUAUUGCAGACUCAUCCUCGAAAUUAUAGCCUACCGACUAAAUUAUCAAUAUCCUGUCCAUCAUAAUGGCAAGACCACAUGCCAAAUCAUCUGACUCUUACACGGGACUAACGAGACACUAUCGAUUCAACAACUGUGGCCGUCAAUUUUGAAGUUUUAGCUUUGAAGACGUUAUAUGUUCAUAUGUUUCAUCAUUAUCAUUUCUCCACGACUGCCAAGAGGUCGCUCAUAAGAUCGUUAAAUCCGGCCCCUCAUAGGUGUAGCGGCGAGUUGAGGUGACGGUGCCCCUUGAUCACGACAUCACGGGUAAGUUCAUUAUCACUGCGACAUCGGACGAAGCGAAAAAGCAAAGCGGCAUUUUUCUUAUCUUAUAGGGAGAAGGGUCGAUACUUAGAUGUUCAUGGCAAAUUCGUAUGUGACCAGAGAUAAACCAGUGAGGUAUAUUCUUGUGCCAAGAAACACACCAAAAAUGACCAGUAGCACGGCUUCAAGAUCACACGUUGGCUAUGGGUCUGUAGAUCCGCUGCCUUUGGAUUUAUUGCAAGGAAAGGUUGAUGGUGAGCGAAAAUAUGGCUAUACGAAAGAUGGCAAGAAGAAGCGCAUCCUCUUGAAUGCAUUUGACAUGAACGGCGUUGGCCACAUAAGGUAAUGGGCAGUUUCUAGCAUAAUGGCACCAAUCAAGCUAAUAAAUUGACGGUUCCUAGUAUUGGGCAAUGGCAGAACCCUGAGGACAAGAGCUCACAGAAGAACCGUCUUCCGUACUGGAUUGAAUUGGCAAAGCUCUUGGAGAAGGGUAAAUUCAAUGCUCUGUUUCUUGGUAAGCAGCUCAUUCCCGUUGCCUACUACUCUAUCAUAGGUACUGAUAACCGCCAUUUAGCGGACAACUUUGGAUCGCAUGAUGUUUACAAGAGCAGCCACGCGCCAGCUAUCCAGUCAGGAACGCAAUGGCCCUUGUACGACCCGUUCACAGUACGUCAACAUUGAUAGUGAUAUAGACACACCGCAAUUCAUUGAACAUCCAGAAGGUUAACGUGGGUUAGGUAAUUUCAGCAAUGGCGACAGCGACAAAGAGUCUUGCUUUCGGGAUUACGGCGUGUACAACCUUUGAGCCCCCUUUCAGCUUAGCAAAGCGCUUCUCUACUCUAGACCACCUCACUGAGGGAAGAGUUGCAUGGGUGAAUAUAGUGUGGCCUUGUUUUGCUAACUACACGGUUGCUAACGUCCGUUCGUCUUAGAACAUUGUUACGUCUUGGAGUGACAAUGCUGCCCGGGCGUUUGGCCUACCACAAUUGCCAGAACACGAUACGCGUUACGAGAUUGCGGAGGAGUAUCUGAACUUAGCCUACAAGUAAGCAACCCACACGACGACAUGUAGACCUUUGUAGCCAAAAGAAAUUUUCCCCUUCGCUCAUUAUCCAGCUAACCUAUGUCAAGACUAUGGGAGUCCUCCUGGGAAGAUGACGCCGUUGUCAAGGACCCCUCAACCCACACGUACACACAGCCUACCAAGGUCCGAAAGGUUGUCCACAAAGGCAAGCAUUUCAAGUCCGAGUCAGCACACCAAGUCGACCCCAGCCCGCAGAGAACUCCUUUGCUCUUCCAAGCAGGCAUGUCCCCCGCCGGUUCCGCCUUUGCGUCCCGCCAUGCAGAAUGCGUCUUUGUCGGCGGCGCGAGCCCUGCCAUUGUUGCGCUGAACGUCCAGAGGACGCGUGCCCAGGCUGCGGCAAACGGCCGUGACCCAUACGACAUCAAGUUCUUUGUUCAGCUCACGCCUGUGUUGGGCGCCACGGACUAGGAGGCGCAGGAGAAGUUUGAGCGCUAUAGGCAGUAUGCGAUCGGUGAUGGCGGCCUUUCCCUCUUUGGCGGGACGUCGGGCAUUGACAUUAGCAAGUUUCCGCCGGACGAGGAGUUUCCUACAGACCCGGAUCAUCCACUGCUCCAAGGGUUCACGCCAGCUCAGCGAAACAGACUGCUCGCAAGGCCCAGGGGGUAUGAUAAGUGGACUCCCCGAAUCCUGGCCGAGUACCAGUCAAUUGGUGGAAGUGCUAUGUUCAAGGUUGGUAGCGGUGCCACAGUCGCGGAUGAAAUAGAGAGAUGGGUCACCGAGGCGGAUGUUGAUGGUUUCAAUAUUGGGCAUAUCGUUGUCCCAGGUGCUUGGGAGGAUGUUACCAAGUAUCUUACCCCAGAACUGGAGCGUCGUGGUUGGCUUGGCACUGGCGAUUACAAUGUCCCGGGCGGUACAGCGUGUGAGAAUCUAUACUCGACUCCAGGACAUCCGCAUUUGCGCCAAACUCAUCCUGGAUAUCAGUAUAA
This is a messenger RNA of Clonostachys rhizophaga, 4730 nucleotides long. The record is from the annotation of a GenBank genome assembly. Lineage: Eukaryota; Fungi; Ascomycota; Sordariomycetes; Hypocreales; Bionectriaceae.